AUGCCCUCCUGCCCAUCGCCUCUUGGCCUUAGCCAACGUGCCGCCACCGACAAGACCACACUUGCCUUUGGCAAACUUGACCUCAAGAAUCACCUUGAUAAAGACCAGGGUUAUCCUUCUGCCACCGAUCGCUUCCAAACUUUUUCCAAUGCCUACGGCCGCCGCGAUAUUAGUGAUGCCACCCUUCUUCAUUAUCGCCCUGCAUGGAAAGCUCACCAGUCUCGUCGAUGGGCUCGUCAAAAGGCUCGUGAACAGGCCCGACGAGCUGGGAAGCAGCGCCAGAAGUUUGAAUCCGCAAAACAACGUGCAGAACUCUACAAAAGCGUAGUGAUGAUGAUGACCGGCAUCCUCUGGGAGCAACGACUAGCAGUUCGACGAUUACGUAAAUAUUGGCGCACCCUAUCCUUGGAUAUCAUCCACCCAAGUCCUGAAGACAUCGCUGCCUGUGGAGGAGGCGACGACAAAGUCUCCAAGACCCGCGACAGGCUUUCCGCCUUAUUGAUGCAGCUCAAGUCAGAUAUCAAAUACACAAAUAGGAUCCGCAACUACACUAUCAGGGCUAUCAGAAGAAUCGAGAGACACAUUCAGUCGCACGCAUGA
Drepanopeziza brunnea f. sp. 'multigermtubi' MB_m1 is the source of this 600-nucleotide messenger RNA. The record is from RefSeq and is a predicted model, not a curated record. NCBI's taxonomy places the organism in Eukaryota, Fungi, Ascomycota, Leotiomycetes, Helotiales, Drepanopezizaceae.